Molecule: messenger RNA, 2082 nt
Organism: Cajanus cajan (pigeon pea)
Lineage: Eukaryota; Viridiplantae; Streptophyta; Magnoliopsida; Fabales; Fabaceae
Product: putative glycerol-3-phosphate transporter 4
Biological process (GO): transmembrane transport; phosphate ion homeostasis
Molecular function (GO): transmembrane transporter activity
Source: RefSeq, a predicted model, not a curated record
UCCUAUCUCUCUUUUAUGGCGCCUCUCUUUUCCAUUGCAGCAACAACAACAGCAACAACAACAUCAAUGUCUGGCCACGGUGGCGGAGCACCGCCGGGGCUACGCGCCCAGCAAUGGAGCCUCCGCGGCCACCGGUACGCGGUCCUCCUCAUCACCUUCGUCGCCUACGCCUGCUACCACGCCUCGCGCAAACCCACCGGAAUAGUGAAGAGCGUGCUCAGCAAGGGGUGGAGCCCCUUCAACGGUGCCCACGGAACGUCAAAGCUGGGCGAGAUCGACGUGGCGUUCCUCGCGUGUUACGCCAUCGGAAUGUAUGUGGCGGGGCACUUGGGAGAUAGGAUGGACCUUCGCCUCUUCCUGGCAACCGGAAUGUUGGGUAGCGGAAUAUUCGUGGGGCUUUUCGGGAUGGGGAGCUUCUGGAAUGUUCACGGGUUUUGGUACUACCUCUUGAUGCAGAUGAUGGCGGGGUUUUUUGAAGCCACCGGUUGGCCUUCGGUUGUGGCGGUUAUUGGGAACUGGUUUGGGAAGCACAAGAGGGGGCUGAUAAUGGGGGUUUGGAACGCGCAUACUUCGGUGGGUAACAUUUGCGGCUCUCUUCUUGCGGCUGCUGUAUUGGAUUACGGUUGGGGUUGGUCGUUUUUGGCGCCUGCUGCUUUGGUCAUUCUUGGAGGACUUUUUGUUUAUUUCUUUUUGGCUCCUUACCCUGAGGACGUGGGCUUUUCGUUUGUUCGUUCUGCUGAUGCUGAUGCUGAUGCUGAAGAGCCUCAGCUGAGUGAUGAAGAGGCUCAGCAGAAUACAGGUUUUCCCAGAGAAGCCUCUGUCAGCAUUGGCCUUCUUCAGGCAUGCAUGAUUCCCGGAGUCAUACCUUUCGCCCUCUGCCUUUUCUUUGCUAAGCUUGUUGCCUACACCUUCUUGUAUUGGUUGCCGUUUUACUUGACUCAGACAGAAAUUGGUGGGAAGUACAUCUCUGUUAAGUCUGCUGGAAACCUUUCGACCCUGUUUGAUGUAGGGGGCAUUUUUGGUGGUAUUAUUGCUGGCUACAUAUCCGAUAAACUCAAUGCCCGUGCUUUAACUGCGGCUACCUUCAUAUAUGCAGCCAUUCCCUCUAUGCUUUUAUACCGAUAUUAUGGAAGUGUUUCUAUGAAUGUCAACAUUGGUCUUAUGAUGGUGACGGGACUACUCGUAAAUGGACCUUAUGCACUAAUCACCACUGCUGUCUCUGCUGACUUGGGUACACACAAUUCUCUUAGAGGAGAUUCUCGUGCUCUAGCUACAGUAACUUCUAUCAUAGAUGGAACCGGAUCUGUUGGUGCGGCUCUUGGCCCUCUUCUCACUGGGUUCAUUUCAACAAGGGGAUGGAAUGGAGUUUUCAUCAUGCUAGUUCUUGGCGCUUUCAUUGCGGGGCUUCUUUUGACGCGUUUGAUCAUAGCUGAGAUUGCAGAGAAAAGAAGCAGACAUUUAUCAAGUGAACGGCAAAAUCCUGAAGCCACUGUAGUUCAACCGCUUCUGGAACCACUUCUAGAGGAGGAAACGUUGGCAGCCACUGUACCUGAGCCACUUCUAGAGGAGGAAAGGUUGACAACCACUGUAUCUCAACCGCUUCCAGAGGAGGAGGAAGAAAGGUUGGCAGCCGCUGAGCGAAGGUUGGCAGCCAUUGAGCAAAGGUUGGCAGCCGCUCAGCAUAGGUUGGCAGCCACUGUCUUUCACCAUCUUCCGGAGGAGGAAAGGUUGGAAACUACUGUAUCUCAACCGCAUGUGAAGGAGGAAAGGUGAAAUUUAUCAGGUCCUCGUGAACCAUCGAAUAUAAUGUCCAACACUCGGGUUGUAAUAUGAGAAUGUUGUCAAAUUUUGUUAAUACCUCUGCCUCUAGCUUGCAGAACCGACUUCAUUGUUCAUUUUACUGAUGUGUAAAUCAACAUGUAGAUUUAACAUCCAUUCAUUUAGAUACCCAAUCAAUUUGUUAUAUAGACUCUGGAAGGUUCCAAAGGGGGUCACGCCUCACAACUGUGUAUAGAAAUUGAUUCCAUUUCAUCGUGAAUUGAUUUUCUGAAGGGAUGAUAGUGGACACUGACUGCUUGUACU